Girardinichthys multiradiatus is the source of this 1887-nucleotide messenger RNA. RefSeq names its product endothelial cell-specific molecule 1 (gene esm1). Gene Ontology annotation, cellular component: extracellular region. The coding region runs from base 133 to 759 and encodes 208 amino acids. The record is from RefSeq and is a predicted model, not a curated record. The transcript has 3 exons. Lineage: Eukaryota; Metazoa; Chordata; Actinopteri; Cyprinodontiformes; Goodeidae.
CAGUUAAUCCCACUUCCAAGCCGGAUUUCUAAAAAAGGCUACUGGAGAACAAAAAAAGGACGACAACACCGGAAUGAGGAAAUUGACCAUGAGCAAAACAAAGUUGUUCAUUGCUGAUAACCGUGCAACCUGAUGAACCGCGGGUCAGUCAACCCGAGUCCUUCAGACGAGAUCGCAGCUCCCCUCAUACUCCACACGCUGUAUCCGACCAUCCUGCACCCAGUGAUGUCCCUCCUGCUCCUCACGGUGCUGUCCUCACUCGUGCUGCAUGAUGCUGAGGCGUGGGGCGCCGGCGUGAAGUAUGCGGUGAACUGCCCGGACAGAUGCAGCGCUGAUCGCUGCGGCGGCACGCAGCGCUGUACGCGGACAGUCCUGGACGACUGCGGCUGCUGUCAAGUCUGCGCGGCCGGCAGAGGGGAGCACUGUUACCGCACGGUGUCUGGGAUGCACGGCGUCAAGUGCGGAGCGGGGCUGUUCUGCGAGUUCUACAAGGAUGAGGACGAUUAUGGAGACGAAUACGGGAUUUGCAAUGACUGCCCAUAUGGGACAUAUGGGGUUGAGUGCCGCAAGACCUGCAGCUGCAAAGGAGGUAUAUGUGAUAGGGAAACUGGAGCUUGUCUCACCCUCACAUUCUUUGCCAAAAUUGCCAGCAAGCUCAAAACUGGACCACAAACAGGGUCUGAAGUGGGCUCAGGACAAGUGGGUUCUGCACAGGUCACAGACAGAUCCACUGCUCCCAAAAGGCUUAACCCUCGCUGACAAUAAAAAAAAGACCUGUUCAAAUGUUCAGUUUAAAUGUAGCAUUAAUUUAUAAAUAAACCAAAAUGUAUGUUUUGCAAUGUAUAAAAACCUUUUGACCAGCAUUCGAAACCUUGUUUGAUUCUUGUUUCGUCUUUUCUAUGAAUAUGCAGUUAUUUCUACCCUUUAAAUAUUCCUUCUAUUGUUUUUUUUUUCAGUAUCAGGUUUGUCAAAGUCUUUUGUUAUAUUAAGUCAAAAAUAUUUAAAUAUAAGUUCAUUAUGCACAUUGGUUCCCUAUAUUGCAUACUAGCUAGAAGUUGGGGAAAUACAUAUAAAACAUUUACAAAGCAACUACACUUUGUAUGAUGCAAAAUAGGGGCAUAAUUGUUAAAGCGCACUUUUCUGCUCCAAGUAAUAACUUAUUUAAUAGUGGAAAAAGUUCCUGGGAUAAGUAGAUUUCCAUGUUGCCCAAAUAAUGUUUAAUGUUAAAAACAGUAUUCCUCCAAACCAUGUCCAAAUGUAAAACGUUAAGUAUAAAUUUAAGAGGAAGUUGUAUUCCUAAAAACAGAAAUUAGAACUAAUUUUGCAGAUGUUUUACAGGAUUUAAUUUGAAAAAUAAAACUCUGCAGAGAUUUAGAUUCGUGUGAUGGAAAACAAACUUCCAGUUCCUGCAAAAGUGAAGUAUAAAUUCUAAUUGAAUUAUUUAUUCAUAUCAGUAUAUGAAUUACUUUUUAAAAUGUUGAUUCUGAAAACUGUAAACUAAAAAACUUACAUCUAAAUUUUGUUGACAGUGUGUACUGUAUAGGAUCUGUAAAAAAGAAAGAUAUUUUUGAUGAGGGUUGGUGAAAUAAGUAUUUCUUUAUCCAACACCGUUUGAGUCACUUUGGGCUCUGAUGAUUGAGUUGUUCUUUUCAGUACAUUCAGCAAAUGACCAACAUAAACAAAAAUGUAUGAAUGUUUGAUUCCUAGUGUUUUCUGGUGAUCUUUUGCAUUUUAUAUAAUUGCUGCUUAAUUUGAACUAAUAGCAUCAUUUUUUGUUUCAUUGAACACUUUUAAUUUCAUAAAUAUCCAGUUUUAUUUUAAAUAAAAAGGAUCAUGUAUCUCUCUGUCCUUGUAUAAAAUUACUCCGCAAUAAAAACGUAUAACUGA